This is a messenger RNA of Anastrepha ludens (Mexican fruit fly), 795 nucleotides long. RefSeq lists its product as uncharacterized. The transcript has 2 exons. Bases 1 to 795 code for a protein of 264 amino acids. The record is from RefSeq and is a predicted model, not a curated record. NCBI's taxonomy places the organism in Eukaryota, Metazoa, Arthropoda, Insecta, Diptera, Tephritidae.
AUGGAUUACCCAGCAAUUCCGGAGGGGCUUGAGCAUGGCUGUAAAUUUGUUGGAGGUGAGCUGGAGUCUGCGGGGGCGGCAGAUGAGCUUGAGACUGCGAGUGCGGCAGAUGAGCUUGAAACUGCGGCUGCGACAGAUGAGCUUGAGAUUGCAGCUGCGGCAGAUGAGCUUGAGAUUGCGGCUGCGGCAGAUGAGCUUGGGUCUGCAGGUGCGGCAGAUGAGCUUGAAACUGCGGCUGCGACAGAUGAGCUUGAGAUUGCAGCUGCGGCAGAUGAGCUUGAGAUUGCGGCUGCGGCAGAUGAGCUUGGGUCUGCAGGUGCGGCAGAUGAGCUUGAUGGUGAGGUAACCGAAAUAUCCGCGCCGGUAUCGACGAGGAAUUUCGUAACUGUUGUACGAUUGAGUAGUACGGAAGACAUAUUUUCGGUAACAGUAGAGGAUUCGGACGACGAGAAUCAGAGUGCCAAGGUCCGUCAACUGCGUAGAACAACGCGUAAACGAAGCCCACAGAAGAAAUAUGACAAAGAUUAUGUGCUGGUAGAAACCAAGCGUCGUAAAAGGCCUACUGUGGGGCAUGGAGAGACAAGCGAAGAAGAAGAAUCUGAGCGUGAUGAUGAGAGUUAUGUGCCAUUUGCGACAGCGCGAUCGGAUAUUGUAGACUUACAGCUUUUUCAAGAUGAUGAGGAUGUAACGGGAAAGAAUAUGUACGGUUUUCAUACGCCAAAGAAGAAAAACGGCAUGGCAUUGGCAGCUUUAAAUGCUGCCUCGAAAAAAACAGCACCGACGGCCAGAAAAUGA